AUGAUACGGGGCCAGUGCCGACUGAAGCUGGUCAACUAUGAGGCUUCCGAGAACCACAUUUCCCAUGAGACGGAGGGGCUCAGCAGAAAACACCUGGUUGUGCGGCGAGGGAAACCGUUCAAAAUCACUCUGAUGUUUGGUGGCCGGCCGUGGAAUCCUCAUAUCGAGAGCCUGGUCCUGGAGGUUUGGCUAGGGGAUGUGUCAGAGAAAAUCAGAGUCCAGUUCUCCGACGAGUGGUCCGACCCCUUAAGAUGGUCAGCCAAAAUCUACCAAAGCGACAUGCAUCCUCAGUCAGUCAUGGUCCACAUCUGCUCCCCGGUCCUGUCCUCAGUGGCUCUUUAUGAACUCCUUCUCCACAUUGAAACCAGACGGACCAGAAGGAGCUACGUAGUGGGAACAUUUGUCCUGCUCUGCAACCCCUGGCUGAAAGACGACCCGGUGUACAUGCCACUGGGUGUCCAAACACAAGAGUACAUUAAAAGUGACUACGGGAUGCUGUACAUGGGCACUCCUCUCAACAUCAGCAGGCAACCCUGGUCGUUCGGUCAGUAUGAGCCUGGGGUCCUGGAGGCAUGUCUGCGGCUCCUACAGGUCAGCCCACAGCACCUGAGGGACAAAAACAAAGACUACGCUCUGCGAGCAGACCCUGUGUACCUCAGCAGGACGCUCUGCGCUAUGGUAAACUGUAAUGACGACCUGGGGAUUUUGAUGGGGAAGUGGCAGGGCAGCUAUAAAGAUGGCGUCAAGCCUACAGAGUGGAGCAGCAGCGCUGACAUCCUUCACCACUGGUUCAGAUCCAGCUGCAGGCCUGUGCGCUACGGACAGUGCUGGGUUUUUGCUUCUGUCCUCUGCACAGUGAUGAGAGUGCUGGGGAUUCCCUCCAGGGUGGUGACAGUUUUUAACGCAGCCCAUGACGGUGAUGGCAGCUUGUCAGUCGAAGAAUAUUACACGAGCACAGGCGAAAAGCUUAACCUGUCAAAGGACAGCAUUUGGAACUUCCAUGUGUGGGUGGAGUGCUGGAUGAGGAGACCAGACCUCGGCUCUGGGUUUGACGGCUGGCAGGUGGUGGACCCGACACCCCAGGAGAAGAGUGCAGGGAUAUACUGCUGUGGCCCUUGCCCUGUUGUUGCCAUCCAGCAACAUUGCCUGGGCGCCCUCUACGACUCCGGCUUUAUCAGUGCUUCAGUUGAUGCUGACAUCAUACGUCUGAUUGUGAGUGAUGGACUGGUGGUGGAGAGGACGGUGGACACUGAGGCAGUGGGACAGCUGAUCUACACCAAGAGCAUCGGCUCAGACCGACCAGAGAAUCUGACACCUGCUUAUAAGGGCAAGAAAACGCGGCAAAAUGCCACAGUGAUGGUGAACAAGUGCAAUGCAGGGUUUCCAGGAGGCUCGUCACAAGGUUUGGAGGUGUCCCUCAACAUAGAUGGGGUGCCAUCAGUGGGCGACAGUAUCGUCAUGUGUGUGACGCUCUCAAACCAGUCAAGCAGCCCCAGAGUCGUGAUGGAACACCUCAACGCUCAGGUCAAAGAAUUUAACAGAAGCCCACAAGAGAGCUUCUGGAAAACACACAAAAAGAUGCACAUAAAGGCCGGGGAAGUUUUGAAGCUUAACCACACCAUCCCUACCUCUGAGUAUGAGGCGUACCUGGCAGGUGACGACAUUGUGAACGUUGCCGUGGUGAUAAAAGACUUAAAGACCAACAAGCGCUUCCUGGCUGCACAGGAGUUCAACAUAAGCUCACCUCAGAUAGCAAUAGAGAUCGAGGGAGGGGACACUAUCAAGCUGAAGGACGAGCACACAGCUCAGGUUUCCUUCAUCAACACGUUUCCCAGAACUCUGAAUGGAGCCGUGCUGACUGUAGAGGGAUCGGGUCUGUUAGAGGGCAAACACCAGGCCAGGCUCGUUUUUCUGAAGCCUGGAGAGAAGAUAGAGAAGCAGAUGUCUAUUGUGGCCUCUUCACCUGGGACGAAAGUACUGAUGGCAACUUUCUCCCACAGCAACAGCCCCAGUGUUGUUUCCAGAAGCUUCCACAGAGUGUCCGUCAUGACCGACUGA
This is a messenger RNA of Labrus bergylta (ballan wrasse), 2058 nucleotides long. NCBI's taxonomy places the organism in Eukaryota, Metazoa, Chordata, Actinopteri, Labriformes, Labridae. The record is from RefSeq and is a predicted model, not a curated record.